GUAUGUCAAGACCUUUGUCGUCUCUCUGGAAAAUUAAUCCUACUGUCUUUUAGAGGGACCCUGCCAGUUCUAUGAACUAUAUUUUGAGAAGUUGAUGCAUUUUAUGCAUUAAUAAAGUAAAGAGGAAGGAAGCCAGGCCCGUUUUAAACAUUCUGAGAACUGUCCAACAAAACCACAGAAGACACAAACUGCCUUCAAGACAACAUCCUCUUUUUAAUGUUUCCUUGUUUAUGGUACUUAUGUCCUGAAGUGUUUCUGACCUACCUGCUGAUGUUCCAGAGAGGAGCAGCUAUGAGUUCAACAGCAGCAGCCAGUGGAUUUGUUGUCUUCCUUCUCUCUGCACAAGUGAUACAGAGUCAGGAUGGCUGGGGGGUGACUUACACUCCUCCUGAGCUCUGUGCUGUAAGAGGGUCAGCAGUGGAGCUGCUCUGCACCUACACACACCCAUCUAGAAUACAGCCCCGUGACAUCAGCAACACAUUGUGGUUCACUGAAGAGGAACAUGGUGACCCUGUGGAUCUGGAACAAGACUCUGAGUAUGCAGGUCGUGUGGAGUACAGAUGUUCAGAGAAGAGAUGCAGUCUGAGGAUCAAGAACCUGAGAGAGAGCGACUCAGCUGAGUACAAGUUCAUGUUCAUGACCAACCAACCAGACGAGAAAUAUACUGGUUCACCUGGAGUCACUUUGUCUGUCACAGAUCUCCAGGUGAAGGUGAGCAGGUCAGAUUCUACCUUGUUGGAGCUGACGUGUCACAGCAGUUGUGUUCUGCCUGAUCAUCAGACCUACGACUGGUACAAGAAUGAACUGAAAGUCUGGACAAGAUCUUCGUCUUCUUAUUUUGUCUCCUCUGGUUCACCAAACAAAUAUUCUUGUGGUCUAAGUGGACUUGAGGAUCUUCGUUCUCCUUCAGUGUGUCCAGACCUCCAGGUGAAGGUGAGCAGGUCAGAUUCUACCUUGUUGGAGCUGACGUGUCACAGCAGUUGUGUUCUGCCUGAUCAUCAGACCUACUUCUGGUACAAGAAUGAACUGAAAAUCUGGACAAGAUCUUCUUAUUAUUCAGUCUCCUCUGGUUCACCAGACAAAUAUUCUUGUGGUCUAAGUGGACUUGAGGGUCUUCGUUCUCCUUCAGUGUAUGGUCCAAGGCUUCCCUCUGUGUCAGUGAGUCCCUCUGAGAUAGUGGAGGGCAGUUCAGUGACUCUGAGCUGUAGCAGUGAUGCUAACCCAGCAGCUAACUACACCUGGUACAAGAAGAACCAACCACGUCCUCAUGGAGAAGAACCUCAGCUUGUCUUCAGCUCCAUCCAGUCCUCUGACUCUGGACAGUAUUUAUGUGAAGCUGAGAACCAUCUGGGGAAGAAGAGAUCUGAAUUCAUCUCUAUUGAUGUGAAAUAUGGUCCAAAGCUUCCCUCUGUGUCAGUGAGUCCCUCUGAGAUAGUGGAGGGCAGUUCAGUGACUCUGACCUGUAGCAGUGAUGCUAACCCAGCAGCUAGCUACACCUGGUACAAGAAGAACCAACCACGUCCUCAUGGACAAGAACCUCAGCUUGUCUUCAGCUCCAUCCAGUCCUCUGACUCUGGACAGUAUUUAUGUGAAGCUGAGAACCAUCUGGGGACGAAGAGAUCUAAAUUCAUCUCUAUUGAUGUGAAAUAUGGUCCAAGGCUUCCCUCUGUGUCAGUGAGUCCCUCUGAGAUAGUGGAGGGCAGUUCAGUGACUCUGACCUGUAGCAGUGAUGCUAACCCAGCAGCUAGCUACACCUGGUACAAGAAGAACCAACCACGUCCUCAUGGAGAAGAACCUCAGCUUGUCUUCAGCUCCAUCCAGUCCUCUGACUCUAGACAGUAUUUAUGUGAAGCUGAGAACCAUCUGGGGAAGAAGAGAUCUGAAUUCAUCUCUAUUGAUGUGAAAUAUGGUCCAAGGCUUCCCUCUGUGUCAGUGAGUCCCUCUGAGAUAGUGGAGGGCAGUUCAGUGACUCUGACCUGUAGCAGUGAUGCUAACCCAGCAGCUAGCUACACCUGGUACAAGAAGAACCAACCACGUCCUCAUGGAGAAGAACCUCAGCUUGUCUUCAGCUCCAUCCAGUCCUCUGACUCUGGACAGUAUUUAUGUGAAGCUGAGAACCAUCUGGGGACGAAGAGAUCUAAAUUCAUCUCUAUUGAUGUGAAAUAUGGUCCAAGGCUUCCCUCUGUGUCAGUGAGUCCCUCUGAGAUAGUGGAGGGCAGUUCAGUGACUCUGACCUGUAGCAGUGAUGCUAACCCAGCAGCUAACUACACCUGGUACAAGGAGGAUGAAGACUCACCAACAGCAUCAGGACAGAUCUUCAUCAUCAAUGACUUCAGAGCUGAACACAGUGGGAGUUAUUCCUGUGAAGCCCAGAACAACAGAGGACGUAGUACCUCCACCUUCCAUCUGACCGUAGCAGAUACAACAACAAUGAUAAUCCAUAUCACCAGGUUGACUCUGGUGGUCGUGGUGCCGGUUUCUCUGCUUCUUUUGUGUCUGUGGAUGAGGAAGAAGAAAGCUCUGAUCUCCACCACUGAACCACAUGAACCCAUAGAGACUGUGGAGUUAGACCUUUAUCCCGUGUAUGAAGACGUCUCAGACAUGGCAGCACAGACAGGAGACACCGAGGAGCAGGAAGACCGGGUGUGAAGAUGCAGUCACACCAGAGGGAGACUCACCUGGAUGGAAACAGAAAGAAGAACACUGAAGUGGACAUAUUUACCUUCAGUACCAACAGUUAUGAUCUCAGCUCUUUACACAGUUACAGCUAUAGUUGUUAUGUUACCCUCUUAGCUUGAAUCCCUCUUCUUAAUUGUAUUUAAAGUCAUUUCAGUUUUUUUUUUAUUUUGCACUUGUCGAGAACUUUGAAUUGCUAUUAAGAAAUACAA
Messenger RNA from Cyclopterus lumpus (lumpfish), 2888 nucleotides. RefSeq names its product B-cell receptor CD22-like. The transcript has 13 exons. Bases 217 to 2649 code for a protein of 810 amino acids. NCBI's taxonomy places the organism in Eukaryota, Metazoa, Chordata, Actinopteri, Perciformes, Cyclopteridae. The record is from RefSeq and is a predicted model, not a curated record.